Messenger RNA from Serendipita indica DSM 11827, 351 nucleotides. Lineage: Eukaryota; Fungi; Basidiomycota; Agaricomycetes; Sebacinales; Serendipitaceae. The record is from the annotation of a GenBank genome assembly.
AUGUCGCGGGACUUUGGGUCUACAUCCACGUCCUACGCUACCUCACAGAGGACUCUGUCCACUCGACGAGAACAGAGAAGUCCAAGAAGUGACGUCCUCCAGUUGACGGAAAGAGAUCCACCGGGUCCCCAUCAUCAGUCCCCGGAAGAUACUCUACCACCGCCAGCACCCACCGUCGAAGCGUUGAUUGCAGCCGCGGCACCUCUAGAGAUGUCGCGACAGCAGAUUGACUUGCUGGCGGCAAACUUCGUGUCGCUUGUAAGGGGACGACAGCCAUUGGGUGAAGAACCCCAGGAGGACGAAGAGGAUGGAAGUGAGGCUCGACAGCCACCACCAUACCAGCAACAGUGA